Camelus dromedarius (Arabian camel) is the source of this 859-nucleotide messenger RNA. Its product is annotated as histone H2A.V. Gene Ontology annotation, molecular function: DNA binding; protein heterodimerization activity; structural constituent of chromatin. The transcript is spliced from 5 exons. Lineage: Eukaryota; Metazoa; Chordata; Mammalia; Artiodactyla; Camelidae. The record is from RefSeq and is a predicted model, not a curated record. Gene Ontology annotation, biological process: heterochromatin formation. Gene Ontology annotation, cellular component: chromatin; nucleosome. The coding region runs from base 16 to 567 and encodes 183 amino acids.
GCUGCAGGGGUUCAAAUGAGCAAAGCGAGCGGGCAUUGGCCGAGGCGGCGUGAGGCGGGCCUCGGUUAUUGUCCCGACUCCGGAGGCAGCGGCGGCAGUGGUGGCAGCGGUCGGUGCUGCGAGAGCGGCAGCGGCGGCGGCGGCGGCUCGGCGGGACCGAGGGCGGGAGCGGCCGAGACCAUGGCUGGAGGCAAAGCUGGAAAGGACAGUGGGAAGGCCAAGGCUAAGGCAGUGUCUCGCUCACAGAGAGCUGGGCUACAGUUUCCUGUGGGCCGCAUCCACAGACAUUUGAAGACUCGCACCACGAGCCACGGAAGGGUGGGUGCCACUGCUGCAGUGUACAGUGCUGCAAUCCUGGAGUACCUCACGGCUGAGGUGCUGGAGCUGGCAGGUAAUGCUUCCAAGGAUCUCAAAGUUAAGCGGAUCACUCCUCGCCACUUGCAGCUUGCCAUCCGUGGUGAUGAAGAGUUGGAUUCUCUUAUCAAGGCUACCAUAGCUGGGGGUGGUGUGAUCCCUCACAUCCACAAGUCUCUGAUUGGAAAGAAGGGACAGCAGAAAACUGCUUAGAGAGUUGAUUUAACCAACCCUCUUCCUCCCUGUCAUUGUACUGUAACUGGGACAGAAGAAAUAAUGGGGAUAUGUGGAAUUUUUAAAACAGUUAAAUGGGAAAGCAUAGACAAUUACUGUAGACAUGAUAAGAGAAACAUUUGUACGUUCUUAGACUCAAAGUUUGAUAAAAGUACCUUUUCAUGUGGCAACAGUUGUGUGUUGAUUGGCUAGGUUUCUCCAUGUGUUUUAUACAAAAAUGGAAUUGAUAAACCAUUUUUUAAAAAAAAUAAUAAUUUGUCUCAAAACUGUU